Messenger RNA from Diaporthe amygdali, 2634 nucleotides. Its product is annotated as beta-glucosidase 1. Gene Ontology annotation, molecular function: beta-glucosidase activity. The record is from RefSeq and is a predicted model, not a curated record. The transcript is spliced from 5 exons. Gene Ontology annotation, biological process: glucan catabolic process. Bases 1 to 2634 code for a protein of 877 amino acids. NCBI's taxonomy places the organism in Eukaryota, Fungi, Ascomycota, Sordariomycetes, Diaporthales, Diaporthaceae.
AUGGCACCUAUCAAUGUCUCCUUGUCCUCUGGGCUCGUAGUGACGAGUCUGCUCACCGGACUGUCCCAGGGCGCGGCCAUUGGCAAGCGUGACGAUGUCCCUGCUGGCUAUGUUGCGGCUCCUUAUUAUCCAGCCCCUUACACGGGUUGGAUACCAAGCUGGAGCGAAAGUGUCCAGAAAGCCAAAGCCUUGGUCGACACUAUGACUCUGGCUGAGAAGGCCAACAUUACAGCUGGAACCGGUAUCUUUAUGGGAAGUGCGCCACGAGUGGGCUUCCCCCAGCUGUGCCUCCAGGAUUCGGCUUUGGGUGUGCGCAGCACAGAUAAUGUUACGGCGUUUCCUGCCGGCAUAACGACUGGCGCGACUUGGGAUAAGAACCUGAUUUACCAGCGUGGUGUGGCUCUCGGUGAGGAGUUCCGAGGUAAAGGUGCCAACAUCUACCUUGGUCCUACCGUUGGUCCUCUCGGCCGGAAACCCCGUGACGGACGCAGCUGGGAGGGCUUUGGGGCCGAUCCCGUGUUGGAAGCAGUUGGCGCAAAAUAUACGAUUCAAGGUGUUCAAGAACAAGGUGUUAUGGCGACCAUCAAGCAUCUUGUCGGAAACGAGCAAGAGAUGUGGCGCAUGUAUAACCCUUUUCAGCCUGCCUACAGUGCCAACAUUGAUGACCGGACUAUGCAUGAGCUCUAUCUGUGGCCAUUUGCCGAGGGUAUUCGAGCCGGGGCCUCGUCGGUCAUGGGUGCUUAUAACGCCGUGAAUGGCUCUGCAGCCACUCAGAACAGCUACCUGAACAACAAUCUGCUCAAGGAUGAGCUUGGAUUCCAAGGAUUCCUCAUGUCAGACUGGUUGGCGCAAAUAUCCGGAGUCCCCUCAGCCCUCGCGGGGUUGGACAUGGCCAUGCCUGGAGACACAAUGGUCCCUCUGCUCGGAACAUCAUACUGGAUGUACGAGAUGAGCCGAGCUGUUCUGAACGGCUCUAUGCCCGUGGACAGACUUGAUGACGCAGCUACAAGAAUCGUCGCGGCCUGGUAUCACCUGGGACAGGACGCCGACUACCCGGAGCCGAACUUCAGUUCAUACACAACCACAGCAACCGGGCCCCUUCACCCUGGCGCACUAUUCAGCCCAUCUGGUGUCGUCAACCAGUUUGUUGACGUGCGAGCUAACCAUGCCACCGUCGCUCGACAAGUCGCCCAGGACGCAAUCGCUCUCCUGAAGAACGACGGCGAUCUCCUCCCGCUCUCCAAGUCCACAACUCUGUCGCUCUUCGGCACGGAUCAGGCCGUCAAUCCGGACGGGGCGAACGCUUGCUCUGACCGGAGCUGCAACAAGGGAACUUUAGGAAUGGGGUGGGGCAGUGGCACCGCUAACUAUGAGACCUUCGACGACCCGCUGACCGCCAUCCGAGCCAACGCUGCCAACGUGACUUCCUACAACACCGAUUCCUUCCCCAGCAUCCCUACACCGGGUGCCGACGACGUUGCUAUUGUGUUCAUCACUUCAGACGCUGGCGAGAACUCCAUCACUGUCGAGGGCAACGCUGGAGACCGGAGCAGCUCCGGGUUGGCCGCAUGGCACAACGGCGACAAGUUGGUCCAGGAUGCCGCGGCAAAAUACAGCAACGUAGUCGUUGUUGUUCACACUGUUGGUCCUAUUGUCAUGGAACCAUGGAUUGAGUUGGCCUCUGUCAAGGCCGUUCUCGUCGCUCACUUGCCUGGCCAGGAGGCUGGAGAGUCCUUGACCAACGUCUUGUUCGGAAGCGUCUCCCCCAGUGGGCAUCUGCCAUAUACUAUUCCUAAGGCAGAAAGUGAUUACCCGGCGAGUGUGAGCCUGACGGGAUUUGCAGUCGGCCAGAUCCAGGAUACCUAUACCGAGGGACUCUACAUUGACUACAAAUAUCUCAAUUCUGCGGGUACGAAGCCGCGAUUCGCCUUCGGCCAUGGGCUCUCGUAUACAAACUUCACGUACACGGACGCGACGAUCACCAAGGUGACCCAGCUCACCAGCGUCCCACCCGCGCGGUCGGCUAAGUCUGGACUACCUGAUUACAACACGACAAUCCCGGUCGCAUCGGAAGCAUACCAGCCCUCUGGUUUCUCAACAGUCUGGCGAUACCUCUACCCCUGGCUGUCCGAAUCAGACGCCAACUCUGCAGCCGCCACCGGAGCCGCGGUCGAGAGCGGAGAAAACGCCGGCUACCCCUACCCAGACGGGUACUCGAGCACUCAAAAGCCAGGCCCGGCCGCGGGUGGCGGCCUGGGCGGUAACGAUGCCCUUUGGGACACGGCGUACACCAUCAGCGUGACAGUGACCAACACCGGCGCUCGCAACUUCUCCGGCAAGGCCGUCGCGCAGGCGUACGUGCAGUUCCCCGACAACAGCGGCUACGACUCGCCCAUCGUCCAGCUCAGGGACUUUGAGAAGACGGAUACCAUCGCCCCGGGUGCCAGCCAGGUGGUUACGCUGACGCUCACGCGGAAGGACGUCAGCGUAUGGGAUGUCGUGCAGCAGAAUUGGGUGGUCCCUGUCGUCGACGGAGCGUACAAGAUCUGGAUCGGCGAGUCGAGCGAUGCGCUGUUCCUGGCUUGUGAUGCGAGCACGCUGAAGUGCUCGGAGGGAUUGACGGCUCCAGUAUGA